Molecule: messenger RNA, 3271 nt
Organism: Pleuronectes platessa (European plaice)
Lineage: Eukaryota; Metazoa; Chordata; Actinopteri; Pleuronectiformes; Pleuronectidae
Product: G-protein coupled receptor-associated protein LMBRD2B
Exons: 19
Coding region: 204-2354 (716 amino acids)
Biological process (GO): adrenergic receptor signaling pathway
Cellular component (GO): membrane
Source: RefSeq, a predicted model, not a curated record
AAUUCCCAGGAUUCCGUGCGGCGCCAGAAGUGAACAUGGUGUACGCUCGUUACGCAAAAAUGAUUCAAAGGUUGUGUACACUGGUCGGAGCGAUCACGUUGUGACUUCAGACGGUUUAUCAGCUCCCAAGCGUCCGACUGACAGAGGAGCCUCACCAGGUCCACCACCAUGAGCUCCUGACGCCUGCAUGUCCAUUCAUCACUAUGGGUGGUGCCGCACUGGCCGUGGUGGUCGUAGUGGUCUUCUUCCUGGCCCUGUACCUCCUCCAGCGCUAUGGGGACUUGCGGAAGCAGCAGCGGAUGGUGCUGUUCGGGACGCUGCUCUCCUGGUACCUCUGCUUCCUCAUCGUCUUCAUCCUGCCUCUCGAUGUCAGCACGACCAUCUACAGGCAGUGUGUUCUUGACAAGUCAAACCACCCAACUGUUGUGCCUCAAGCAAAACAAACCAAUCUGACAGAGGACGGCUCCUCUCUUUAUCCAUCUGUAAGUGUACCGAAGGUGUGUGAAGAGCCUUGGAGUUAUAUUCCAGAUGGUGUCCUACCAGUGUUUUGGAGAGUUGUGUACUGGACUUCUCAGUGUCUGACUUGGCUGCUGUUGCCCUUCAUGCAGUCUUAUGCUCGGUCUGGAGCGUUUUCCAGAGUUGGGAAGAUAAAAACAGCUCUAAUUGAAAAUGCAGUCUAUUAUGGCACCUACCUCCUGAUCUUCAUCUCUCUGCUCAUCUACGCGGCUGCUCACCCUGAGUGGAAACUCACCUGGGCGGACCUCCGGACCAUCGGUAUCACAGCGGCCAACACGUGGGGGCUCUUCCUUCUGGUGCUGUUGCUAGGCUACGGCCUGGUGGAGAUCCCGCGUUCUUAUUGGCUUUCGUCUUCCCAUGGUUACCUGCAGGCCAAGACUUACUUCAAAGCAGCAAAAAUGGUGACUGAGAAGGCAGAAGCUGAGGAGAACCUGGAAGAUGUUAUGAGGGAGGUGGCAGUUGUCCAUGCAGCAGUCAGGUACAACCACUCUCUCAGGAAGUGUGUGGACACUAUUUUGACAAAGUGUCCCCCUGAGUACCAAGAGGAGAUGGGGAUGACCGUGGAAAACUCUGGUGACCCUCCCACCAAAAGAGCACUGAUUAGUCUUCAUAAAAAGGUUAUCACUGCAGUGCAGAGACACUGUCAGACUCGGGUUCAGUGGUCCAUCUUGUUAGACCAGGCGCUUUACCUGGAGGAUGUAGCUAAAAGCCAGAGCAGCCCGGUGCGACACUUUGUGCACAGCUUCCCAUCAGCACACGGCCACAGCUGGAUCCGCAGGUUUUUCUACACGCCCACUGUGGAGUGGUACUGGGAGUGUGUUUUGAGACAGGGCGUCUACAGGCUGCUGGCUGCGCUCCUGUUCCUCCUCUCUGCAGCAGUGGUCUGGUCCGAGUGCACCUUCUUCAGCACACGCCCUAUCCUCUCUCUCUUCGCCAUCUUUAUUCAGAUGGCUGAAAAACAAUACAACUACAUUUACAUUGAGAUGGCGUGCUUCAUCACUAUCUUCUUCCUGUGUGUGUGCGUCUACUCCACCGUGUUCAGGAUCCGAUUUUUCAACUACUAUAUCCUGGUGCCACAUCACCAGACCGACGCCUACAGUCUGCAGUUUAGUGGCAUGUUGUUUUGUCGUCUCACUCCUCCUUUGUGCCUCAACUUUCUGGGCCUGAUUCACAUGGACUCUGCCAUCUCGCAUCAGGACAGAAUACAGACUUCCUACACUUCUAUCAUGGGCUCUAUGCGCCUGCUCUCCUUCAUAUCGGAUGGGUUCUACAUCUAUUAUCCCAUGCUGGUCUUGCUGCUGUGCUUUGCAUCUUUUUACAACCUGGGCUCUCGCUGUUUGAACCUCCUGGGCUUCCAUCAGUACAUUACUGACAAUGACUUGACAUCUGACCUCGUGGAUGAAGGCAAGGAACUCAUCAGAAGAGAGAGAAGGAAAAGACAGAAAGCUGAAGAUGGAGAAAAUCGGAGAUGGGCCUGGAGGGAGCAAUAUGGAGCCCAGGGGACAACUGGGCGGAGCAGAGCUGUUUACAAUGAUUUAGAGGACAACCAGAACAGCCCUGGGACUGAGAUCAAGAAAAGUGACUCAACUGCCCUGUGUGGAAAACCAAACAUCUGUCAUUUUAGCCAAAAGGCUCCCCGCCCACAAAAGACAGAUGAAGCUGUCACACUGUGUCAGGAUUUCACCUCCAACAGAAGAGAUGAGGAGACGACGGAGCAGCAGAGAGGUUUACUGCUGGACCACUCCAGUGAUGAAGAUUCCCCAAGCAGAAGUAGAUCUACAGGAGGACGUUACCAGUCACUGUCAACUUCCCGGACGAACAUCUUCGAUGAGGUUUGAUGAUGUGGACUGAGGACGUUAAGGAAAAGUUAAAAAGUAGCACCUGCUGAAUAUAACAAGGACUGAUUUUUUUUCUUUCCUGAAGAAAGUCUACAUGUAAAGGAUUUUAUCUCAGGAAAAAUGGAGGACACGAAUGUAUCUGGGACAUGAAGGUAUUAUGAAGUAACAAAUCACAGUAAAAACCCUGAGAAGAUUUCAUAUCUGGAGUUUAUAACUGGUUGAAGAGAUGAAUACGUGUACAGGAAUAUUCCUCAACUAAAGCUUUAACCUAUUUGUGCACAGCCAAACCUUUUUGAUAUUAACUUUUGAAGAGAUUUGUUUCAUAAGCAGAUAAAUGGAUGGAUAAGAUUCGUCCAUCCAUUCCUUUUCUACAUCCCCACGACUGAUCCUGAGAGAAAGGACAAUUCCACUCACAGUCACACCUACAGGCAAUUUAGACGAGUGGGAUUGUGGGAUGAAGCCUGAGCACCUGGAGGAAACCCCCUCAACAGGAAGUUCAUGCUGGCUGGCAGAUAUAAUUCAGAACCCAAAACGUUUUAUGCAUUUUCAAAGUUUUUUGUUCAUGGACUUUAUGUUGAGGAUCAUAAUUUUUAGACAAAUUUUUGCCAAUUACCUUUGUCCUUUGUUGGAUUAUAAAUGACCUAAAAUGUGUGCACUUUAAGUACGGUUACUGUUGGCUGAAAAAAAGAAGAGCAAAGAGCGAAUUGUGUGAAAGUAUACCUACACUGAAAAUAUUGGUUUUCAAGCAAAGACUAGAUCCUGUAGAAAUUCUAAUUGUGUCAUUGGAUUUUCAACUUUAACUCCCUCCUCGUGUCUUUCACUAUCUGUAUUUUUAUAAAAUAUAUGUUUUUUUUCAAAGUUGAAGUUAACUUAAAUGGUAUUUGAAAAAAAUAAAAAGCAAGAGGACAUUUUGUGAA